AUGUACUUUUGCUUGGAGAUUGGGUUAGCCAUUGCUGCAGCCAUGGUUCGGGAUCUGCUUGGAGUCGAGCUAGAGCGACAGUUCAAUGAGCCAUACCUUUCGACGUCACUGCAAGAUUUUUGGGGUCAUAGGUGGAACAUCAUGGUAUCCCGUAUACUGCGUCCUAUAAUAUACAUCCCUGUACGCAGCUGGUCAAUUAACAUUUUGGGCCACAAAUGGGCUGCACUCCCUGCUAUCAUGUCCACUUUUGUCGUAUCGGGCCUCAUUCAUGAGCUCAUAUUCUUCUAUUUGGGCCGCGCGAAAACCACUUGGGAAGUCACCCGGUUUUUCUUGCUUCAUGGCGCGCGUUUAACGGCCGAGAUUGCGGUCAAAAAGUCAAAUAAUAAGAGGGUGAGGAUCCACGUACCCAAGAUUAUAGCGAGGAUCUCCACCGUUGGAUUUAUGAUGAUCACGGGCAUUUGGCUCUUUUUUCCACCACGGUCGCGGUGUAAAGCUUUUGAAAGAGGGAUCGCGGAGUACGUGGCUGUCGGGGCAUUUGUGAAGGAUGUUUAUAGGGUGGCAAGCGCUUGCCUCCGGCUUUCUUCAACGCUACCGUGGUGGUUACUCAGUCGACUAUCGCCUGAGCUGAAGCAUCGCUUUUCGAGAGCCAUGGAUGAUGCAUUCGGUGUAGUUAAAUGGCUACAAACACUGGCUCUAUCGAAUAGUGCUAAUCCAUGGUUAUCAGAUGUGGUUGAUUUUGAUCGGGUUUCAUGGUAA
Messenger RNA from Fraxinus pennsylvanica, 756 nucleotides. The record is from the annotation of a GenBank genome assembly. Lineage: Eukaryota; Viridiplantae; Streptophyta; Magnoliopsida; Lamiales; Oleaceae.